This is a messenger RNA of Hansenula anomala, 1374 nucleotides long. RefSeq lists its product as uncharacterized. The record is from RefSeq and is a predicted model, not a curated record. Bases 1 to 1374 code for a protein of 457 amino acids. NCBI's taxonomy places the organism in Eukaryota, Fungi, Ascomycota, Saccharomycetes, Phaffomycetales, Wickerhamomycetaceae. Gene Ontology annotation, molecular function: N-acetyltransferase activity. The transcript has a single exon.
AUGCUUUCCAAAGGGCAUGCUCGAAGAUUAUCACCAGUUGAAAACUUCUUUGCAUUAGCUCAACGUCAAAAGCUAUACAAAAAUUUCACAAUGGUUGUUAAAUUCAAAAACAAAAUCAAUAACAAAGGUUUAUUAUAUCACGCUGUUAAAAAAAUCAUUUUCCAGAAUCCAUUGAUGGGGUGUACUGUCGUGAACACUGAUUAUUCAGACUUGGUUACACCAAAACCACAACAUGAUUAUAUCAAGAUCUUGGAUAAGCUAAAGUUUAAAGAUUUAUUCAUAGAUGGUGGAAAUGUCCCCAAAGAAGCAGCAAAGAGAAUGGAGUAUAUUAAUGAUAUCGUUCUACCAUAUGGCCAUGGUCAUCCAUUCUGGAAAUUGAUCAUCUUGGAUGAUUUCACAUUAGGAUACAUCUCAAAUCAUAUUUCAUCAGAUGGUAUAACUGCCAAAAACUUUUUCCAAGAUCUUCAACAUCAAUUGACCAAACUAUCUUCAACAAAUUCAAUCCCAGAGAUAGACUAUGAUAAUGAACUAAUCCUUGAUUAUCAAACAGACCAACAUCUUUUACCAACUUUACCACCUGCACUAGACUCAAUAAUUUCACACAAGCCACCACUUUGGUACUAUCCAGAAUUCUUAUAUACCAUGUACAAAAUCUCCAAAACUUGUGAAUUAAUCCAACCAACCAUCAAUCACGCACACCAUUACAAAUCAAUCAAGAUCCCACCUGAACAAUUAUCCCAAAUUCAAAAAAUGAUCAAGUCCAAUAAUGUGACAAUGACACCAUACCUUGAAACCGCGUGGUUAGUAUCCCAAAAGCAAAUAAACCUACUUGGAAACACAUCAAAUGUUGAUAUAAUUACAGCUGUGGAUACUCGUCAUUACAUCUCUAGUGAUGUUGACCGGGAAAAGUAUAGGUAUGGACUACAUGCGUGUUCUACACAUACGUAUUGGGAAAUUAUGAAUGAUUUUAAAUGGUCGUCUGUUCGUGAUGUUCACAAGUAUAUGAAAUGGGGGGUGAGUACAAAGAGAGCAUUGUUUAGGUUGGGGUUUAUAACAAGUGAUAAAUUGGCAAAUAAGCAUAAUUUGGAUGGGUUUUUCAAAGAUAAGUUAAAACAGGGGAAAAAGGGAAAUACAAUGUUUUCAAAUGUGGGUGUUGUGAAUAAUUCUAAUGGUGAAUUUGCAUUUGAGGAUGUUGUCUUUGCUCAACAUAUGAAUGGUACUUAUUUUAAAUUUUGCUUUUGUUGUGCUACGGAUUUGUUGAAUGGUGGCUUGAAUAUUGUUGUUAGUGUUCCUAAAUGUGAUAUAGAUGAGGAUGAAUUGGAUUUAUUGAUGAAACAGUUUGAGCAAAAUGUGAUUCAAGGUUGUAAAGAAUAG